This is a messenger RNA of Phoenix dactylifera (date palm), 1830 nucleotides long. RefSeq names its product Calcineurin-like metallo-phosphoesterase superfamily protein (gene SLP2). NCBI's taxonomy places the organism in Eukaryota, Viridiplantae, Streptophyta, Magnoliopsida, Arecales, Arecaceae. The record is from RefSeq and is a predicted model, not a curated record. Gene Ontology annotation, molecular function: hydrolase activity.
CCUAUAGACUGAGUCUCUCUUGCUAAAAUCUCAAGGGAGAGGAUCCGAGGUUUGGGUGAGGUGAGUAAUAGGCUUCUCAUAGUCAAUGGGUCAACUACGAUUUGUGUAUGAUUAGACAUGAACUCAAUGACUUCAAACCUCUUUGUGGAAUAAAACCACACCACGCAAUCUUGUUUUCCUCAAAAAAAACAGUAAACAAAAAGGAAAAGUCAUACGUGCCAACUGAGGAAAGAGAGAAAUUCCACUGAUCAGACGGCCGAGAGAGAGAGUCAUACAUUCCUACAGCUGUACCCACAGCAAGACUGUCGGAGAUGUUACCGUCGUUAGAUCCUAUCCGUCUAUUUAACGCACUGUCCAGCGAAAAUAGAGGAUGGGAGAGAGAGGGAGGAUCGAAAUGGAGCCGUCCGACCUCAAUUGCAGAGAUCUCCCUCCCAUCCUCUCCUCCUUCGUCGACGCUUUCGUCGACUUCUCCGUCAGCGGCCUCUUCUUCUCUAAACCUAACCCUAACCCUAACCCUAACCCUAGCGCGCCGCCGGCCACCCGCCUCCCCGCCCCCGGUCGCCUCGUCUCCAUCGGCGACCUCCAUGGCGACCUCCCCAAGGCCCUCCAGGCCCUCUCCCUCGCCGGCCUCACCGACCCCGCCACCACCCGCUGGACCGGAGGCGGAACCGUCGCCGUCCAGGUCGGCGACGUCCUCGACCGCGGGGGCGACGAGCUCCGCCUCGUCUACCUCCUCCACAGCCUGAAGCUCCAGGCCGCCGCUGCUGGCGGUGCCCUCCACACAAUCCACGGCAACCACGAGAUCAUGAACAUUUCCGGGGACUUCCGCUACGCAACCCCCGCCGGCCUCGACGAGUUCCACCGCUGGGCCGUCUGGUACCGCGCUGGCCUCGCCAUGAAACGCCUCUGCCCCGGCGUCGAACCCCCUCCAGACCCCUUCAAAGGGAUCCCCAAAUCAUUCCCCGGAGUCAGAAAGGAAUUUUGGGAAGGAAUCCGGGCCCGGUUCGCCGCCCUCCGUCCGGACGGCCCCAUCGCCAGGCGCUUCCUCGCCGGAAACCAGACCGUCCUUCUCGUCGGCGACUCCGUCUUCGUCCACGGCGGCCUCCUCCAGAAUCACAUCCAAUACGGUCUAGAGAAGAUCAAUGAGGAGGUGAGGGAUUGGAUCAUGGGACUGAAGGGGAGAAUCUCGCCGGUUUUCGUCAGAGGUCGGGACUCGGUGGUGUGGCUCCGGCGAUUCUCCGAGGGUUUGAACUGCGACUGCCGGCAACUUGAAGGAGUGCUCGAAUUGAUCCCGGGGGCGAGGAGGGUGGUGAUGGGGCACACGAUUCAGGAUCAGGGGAUCAAUGGAGUGUGCGAGGACCGCGCGAUCCGGAUCGAUGUAGGCUUAUCGAAAGGAUGCUCGGAUGGAUUGCCGGAGGUCUUGGAGAUCAACGGGGGCGGAGAAUUGAGGAUUUUGACAUCGAAUCCUUUGUACGCUCGACGGGUGGUCGAGGAGGAGAAGAAGGGCCUCGCACUCUUGGUUCCAGACACCAGAAUGAAGGAGGUGGAGGUGAAAGCUUAGAACUCACUUCACCCAGAAAUAGAAGCAAUAAUGAAAUCGAUCAACAUUAGACAACCUCCUGUUGAUUGGGAAAUGAAUACUCUCUUGUAGAUUUUCAAAUAAUAUUGUUCUAGAUUUUGUUGUCAGAAGACUGGAAUUGUGGAAUAUUUUUUUUUUUGGGCUAGUCUGAAUGGGUCCAUGAAUUCUCAGGUUGGGAUCUUUCAUUGACUGAGUUAAUUGUUAAAUAAAGCUUUAGAUCAAUGAAGUGGUUUCAACUAUUUCUAAUUUCA